Equus caballus (horse) is the source of this 2970-nucleotide messenger RNA. RefSeq names its product nudix hydrolase 17 (gene NUDT17). Gene Ontology annotation, biological process: NAD+ catabolic process; NADP+ catabolic process. Gene Ontology annotation, cellular component: cytosol; peroxisome. Gene Ontology annotation, molecular function: NADH pyrophosphatase activity. NCBI's taxonomy places the organism in Eukaryota, Metazoa, Chordata, Mammalia, Perissodactyla, Equidae. The record is from RefSeq and is a predicted model, not a curated record.
UGGCAACAGAAGAGACUUCUUCCUGAGCAGUUCACUCCAUUUUCAAAAGGCUACAUACAUCUGUUCUUUAUUUUGUCAAGCUGUAAUCUUACACACACACACACACACUCAAUGUAGAGAAUGUGAAAGACUACCACAGAGAGAGGAUAAAAGCUAUUUUCAGGGCCAGCAGGUGGAUUGGCCCAAGCAGUCACACUAGAAUCUAUGGAUAGAAGCCACAUUUGCCAAGGCCACACUUCUAGCACAGCUGAAAUUAUGUACGUAAAACACUUAGCACAAUGCUUGGCAUAUGGUAAGCACUCAAUAAAUCAUUGCCUUCCUCUUCCCCAUGGUUCCUUACAGUGGCAAUCCUAAGUUCCCUCUCUCAAUACCAUAGAUAGAUGAUUGAUCUAGUUGAUGUAAUUUGUCCCAGUAGCUUCAGUUCAUUUAAAGCAGAUAGUUUUAUAAUCUCUUCAGUUUGCUCUCACCAAUUAGUUCUAAUUCAUUAAACAUUUGAGUGCCAAUUAAUUGCCAGCCACUGUACUACAUAUAAUAAACAAAGAUAAAAAGAUAUCUCUGCCUUCAAGCCACUCACCAUCAUUUCAGGCCUUUGGGAUACAAAUAAGCCUUGAGCAUACAGCCUAGUGGGAGGAGACAACUAAGUACAAGGAUGUACUGGGGGGCUAGCAUGGAAAAGGGUCAGGCAGGAAAGGGAGCACAGAGAAAGUGACACUUAAUCUGUAUUUUGAAGGAUGAGGAUUUGCCAGGUGGAAGAGGAAAAUGAUCCCAGAGGGAAGCAGAGCCUGGUUCUUGGGGGAACUGCAGAUAGGAUAUGACUAGGAAACAGGGCAUAAGACCUGCUAGAAUUGAGGCUGGAGAGAUAGACAGUAGCAAGCACUGGUGGGUCUUUGCUAUGCGGUGCUAAGUAUCUCGUCUUAUGCUGAGAGCAAGGGGAAGCAAAAUGAUCAGAUUUAUGUUUUAGGUCACUCUGGCAGCACUGUAGAGAAUGAAUUGGUAAGGGCAGGACUAUUUGGCGAUUUGCAAUAAUAUUUCAGGCAGAAUAUGAGGAAAGCUUGAACUAGGGCAAUGGAGGCUGGAGAGUAAGACAUGGAUUUGAGGAAGUUUAAGAAGGUAAACUGCACUUGGUUGCCAUUUAAGUAAGAAGAAAGAAAGAGGAGGUGUGAAAAACGUUUCCUGGGUAUCUGGCUAGGAGACAGAUUAAUUCUAGGUGAUACCUGAAACGGAUAGGUGUUAUAGCAGAGCUAUGGACGGGUGCUUAGAGUUCAGCACAUGGCUCGUGGGAAGUGACGAGUCUGGGAUCAUUGCCCUAAACAGAAGAGAUGGGAAGAAGAGAGGAGCUCAGGAUUUAGAGGUAUUCUCCUUUGUCAUUUAUUAACAUUACACCCACGGAUCAUCCCCAAGUGUUAACACCUAAAUUUCCCGGGGACGUUUGGGAAGCCUGGCAAUCCCAAUCCCGCGGAACAGUCCAAGGGCAGGCGCCGCUGGGCCACCAGAGGGCGCCAGGCGGGCCACAGCUACCCGAGAGCCGCGCUAUGGCGGCCGCGCGAGUGUUGCUGCUCCUGUCCGGGCGCCCGGAGUCGGUGAGCUUCGCGCAGAGUGUGUGUGGCCUCCUGGGCGCCAGGUCAGGGCUUGGGCCGUGGCCCAUGCACUGCAGCUUGAAACAAGGACGGCUCGUCCUCUCGGCUAGGCCAUUCCCAGGCGCCUCGUUCAGACUUCCGCUCCAGCGACCCCCUUUCUGCCCCUUUGCGGCCCUGGAUCAGCAGCCCUGGGCUUCAGGGGCGGAGCUGCCCACGAAUCGGGGUGUGGAUCUGGGUGUGGCCGUCAUUCUGCAGUCCAGCGACCAGACUGUCUUGUUGACCCGAAGGACCCGCACCCUCAGCAUUUCUCCCAACCUCUGGGUACCCCCAGGUGGACAUGUGGAACUUGAUGAAGAGCUGUUGGACGGAGGGCUUCGAGAGCUUUGGGAGGAAAGUGGACUACAGCUGCCCCAGGGCCAGUUCUCUUGGGUUCCUCUGGGUUUAUGGGAGACUGCCUACCCUCCUAGGCUGAGCUGGGGUCUCCCGAAAUACCAUCACAUCAUUCUCUAUCUACUUGUGAUCUCCCAGGAGUCACAGCAGCAGCUGCAGGCCCGGAUCCAACCAAACCCAAGUGAGGUGAGUGCCCUUAUGUGGCUGAGACCAGAUGUAGCAGCUGCAGUGGCUGCCACAGAGGAUGGGACAGAGACACCCAGACAUCUCCCUCAGGACCUACCACCCUCUGUCCCUGCAGUGGAACUAGAGGAUGGAGGAGCUCGACCUCUGGCCUUGCCCAUGUCCACACUGCUGCGGACGACCCCAAGCACAGCAGAAAGCAAAGAGAGGGUCAGCACUGGGACCAAGUUUGCCCUCAGGCUCUGGCUCCAACAUCUGGGCAGUGUGACAGCCCUACCAUGUGCAAGUGGAGCUCACGUGGAUCCAGGGCCAGCAAAGGAAGAACGGAACAUGGACCCUCUCCCCUCAAACCAGGGAUCUGGAAAGUGAAGUGCAUAAUCCCCUCCCCAGCCCACCUCUGUGACACUCACAAAACAUUCACAACCUUUAUUAUGGGUAAGAACUUUGCUACAACUUUGGGAAUAAAAAGUAAAAUUACAACAUAGGUCCUAGGCCCUGGAGAAGCCUGAAAAAGGAGAUUGGGGAGAGCACAAAGGUCCUCCCACCUCCCAGGACAGGUGCAGAAUGAGCCAGACCUAACCACGGAAGCCCUAGAAGCCCAGGGCCUGGUCGGCAUAAGAAACACUGUGAACUUAAAUAUAUAAAUAGAGAGAGACCCAGGCAAUAUGCCAGACCCUGGCAAUCAGGGCUGAGGCCUUAUCUCCCCCUCAGUCAUACUGGGAAGUAGGAGGCAGGGGAAGCCAUCUUUGGAGUAUUUUGGUUUUUCUUGUUUAUAUACAAAAAAUCUGCAACCCAAAAUAGAGUUCUCUGUCCGUGUGUC